Molecule: messenger RNA, 2560 nt
Organism: Populus euphratica (Euphrates poplar)
Lineage: Eukaryota; Viridiplantae; Streptophyta; Magnoliopsida; Malpighiales; Salicaceae
Product: probable E3 ubiquitin-protein ligase ARI8
Exons: 16
Coding region: 317-2182 (621 amino acids)
Biological process (GO): protein ubiquitination
Molecular function (GO): ubiquitin-protein transferase activity; zinc ion binding
Source: RefSeq, a predicted model, not a curated record
UUUUAAAAAAUCAUUAAUUUCGCUCUCUUUCCUUCGUUUCCACUCCCUUCCCUACUACAUCAGAAAGAAAGAGGAUAAAAAAAAAAAAAAAAGCAGACCUAACCGAAUCCAUAAAGCUUUUCUUCCUGCCUGUCCCUCACUUUCCUCUCUUCUCUCCCUUCGCCAAAUCUCCAUUUCAUCCCUCCGUCUUCCUCUAAUUUACAUUCUCUACACUUCAACCUCUCCCUCUCUCUCUCUCUCUCUAAUUAUCUAUUUCUAAUUACAUAUAGAUUGUAUCAGUCUGUUAGGGUUCAAAAUCAAGCAAAGCUCAAAAUCAAUGGUGUCGGAGGAUGAGUUCGAUAUGCAAGACGCGGCUGCAGAAUCGGCGGAUGAUGAUUUCUACAGUGGCGGAGAAGAAGAUGGAUUCGACAGCGACGAUGCUGACGUCGCCGAUUACGAGUUCAUCGAUAACGACUCGGAUGAUUCCGAUGACCUCAUCUCUCAUCGCUACCAGCAAAACUAUACAAUUUUGAGUGAAGGAGAUAUACGACAGCGACAGGAUGAUGAUAUUAUGAGGAUAGCUACUGUGCUUUCCAUUACAAAGGUUGCCGCCAUUAUACUUCUCCGGUACUAUAACUGGAGUGUGAGUAAAGUGCACGAUGAAUGGUUUGCGGAUGAGGAAAAAGUUCGAAGGGCUGUUGGUUUAUUGGAGGAACCGGUUGUUCGAUUUCAGGAUGGUAGAGAAAUGACUUGCGGGAUUUGUUUUGAAACUUAUCCUUCUGAUAGAUUACGUGCUGCUGUAUGUGGUCAUCCAUUUUGCAAUUCAUGCUGGGCAGGUUACAUCAGCACAGCCAUUAAUGAUGGUCCUGGAUGUUUGAUGUUGCGAUGCCCUGAUCCAUCUUGUAAUGCUGCAGUUGAUCAAGAUAUGAUUAUUGCAUUGACUUCUAGUGAAGACAGAGAUAAAUAUUGUCGUUAUUUCAUAAGAUCUUAUAUUGAGGACAAUAGAAAGACCAAAUGGUGCCCUGCUCCUGGCUGUGAUUAUGCUGUGGAUUUUAUUGUUGGCAGUGGGAGCUAUGAUGUCAUCUGCCGCUGCACAUACAGCUUUUGCUGGAAUUGUACUGAGGAAGCUCACCGUCCUGUUGAUUGUGCUACUGUGGCCAAGUGGAUACUGAAGAACAGCGCUGAGUCUGAAAAUAUGAACUGGAUAUUGGCUAAUUCCAAGCCUUGCCCGAAAUGCAAGCGACCGAUUGAGAAAAACCAAGGCUGUAUGCAUAUUACAUGCACACCACCUUGCAAAUUUGAGUUUUGUUGGCUUUGCCUUGGUGCAUGGUCAGAUCAUGGAGAGAAGACUGGUGGUUUUUAUGCAUGUAACCGUUAUGAGACUGCAAAGCAAGAGGGAGUGUAUGACGAGGCUGAGAAGCGAAGAGAAAUGGCUAAAAACUCCCUGGAGAGAUACACUCAUUAUUAUGAAAGAUGGGCAACCAACCAAACAUCUCGGCAGAAGGCACUGGCAGACCUACAGCAAAUGCAAAAUGUACAUCUUGAGAAGCUGAGUGACAUACAAUGCCAACCUGAGUCACAGCUGAAGUUCAUAAUAGAGGCCUGGCUACAGAUAGUUGAAUGUAGGAGAGUUCUAAAAUGGACCUAUGCCUAUGGAUACUAUUUGCCUGAGCAUGAACAUGCCAAGAGACUUUUCUUCGAGUAUUUACAAGGUGAGGCCGAGUCUGGAUUGGAACGACUGCAUCAAUGUGCAGAGAAGGAGCUUCAGAUUUACCUAAAUGCAGAGGGCCCGUCGAAAGAUUUUAAUGAGUUCCGCACUAAACUUGCUGGGUUGACCAGUGUAACUAGGAACUACUUUGAGAAUUUAGUCCGGGCUCUAGAGAAUGGUCUAUCAGAUGUGGAUUCCCAUGGUGCAUGCAGCAGAAUGGCAAGCUCGAAGAGCUUGGGAGGUGGUAGCAGUAGGGCAAGAGCUGGUAGAGGCAAGGGCUCAACAUCUAGGUCAAGUGGCCCUAGUAGAAACAUUGAUGAGCCAGGCCACUGGUCCUGUGAAUAUUGCACCUUUGCAAAUAUCAAGCCGGCUACCAUUUGUGCAAUGUGCCAACAACGUCGUUGUAGCAAGGAAGACCCUUACAAGCAUUGCUGGGGAAAGUGCAAAAUGGGCUCUUUUGAUCUCUCGGUUGCAAAACCUGAACUGCAAAAAUAGAGAACAGAAAUAUGAGGAAAGGGUGGCAAGGGAAAGAAAACACAUCUCGUUGUCUGUCUUGUUUCUGGAAUCAGCUGUAUAUAGUUUAUGUGAUCGUUUCCAUGUUAAGUUAUAAGGGUAUGAUGAAUCAGGAUCCAUGCAAAGUGCAUUCAUCUGUAAUCUUAUGAUCAUUUAUUGAUGUUACCAGUAGCUGUUCUUAGUGCUUUCAAGUGCUUUGUACAAGUAAAAAUCAACUUGGGGGACAAUAGGCUUGCAUUGCCCCAGGUAGAAUGAAAUAAACAUAUGUCGCACCAUUAAUCUUGACUUGGAUCUGGCAGACAAACAGCCUUAUUGUGUAAUAUUUAUAUGCUUAUAAUAUAUUUUUAACUCUUGGUUUCU